Molecule: messenger RNA, 1689 nt
Organism: Anopheles stephensi (Asian malaria mosquito)
Lineage: Eukaryota; Metazoa; Arthropoda; Insecta; Diptera; Culicidae
Product: putative carbonic anhydrase 3
Exons: 1
Coding region: 82-1101 (339 amino acids)
Cellular component (GO): cytoplasm
Molecular function (GO): carbonate dehydratase activity; zinc ion binding
Source: RefSeq, a predicted model, not a curated record
CACUUUUACCCAUCGAAGCAGGCGCACCCUCGCUACCUUCUAUCACCGUGUGCUGUUUUCCAAAUCAAAGCGUCUACUAAAAUGUCACAAACGUCCAUCCGUCCAGAAGCGGACGAUUCCGAACCGGCCGGAUCCUCCUCGACCAUAUCGCUGGAAAACGAAGCCUUGGUCUGGUCACUAGCAUCCACUGAAGCGUACCAACCGGCACCCAUCGACAUUAACGUGGGCCGGUCGCAGCAGAUCGAACUUCCCGCCCUUCGCUGGAGCAACUACGAAUCGCUUCCGGCUAGCAUCAAAUUAACCAACACGGGUGACACAGUUAUCUUAAGUGCCCGGUGGAAUGGUGCAACUCCUUCGCUGACGGGUGGUGCACUCGAUGGGCGAUAUCUCUUCUCCCAGCUGCACUUCCACUGGGGACGGACGGCACUGGACGGUAGUGAGCAUACCGUCGACGGCUACCGAUUACCGCUCGAGAUGCACGUGAUUCACUUUGCCGAACGGUUUGCCGAUCAGGAUGAGGCACUGGCCGUCCCGGGCGGUGUCCUGUGUUUGGUGUACUUCUUCAACUUGAAAUCGAGCCCGAAUCGAUUUCUUGCACCGGUCGUUAAUGGGCUCGGUAGUACGGUGUUGCCGGAAUCGUACACGAAACUCGAACCAUUCCCACUGAUCGAUCUGUUCCACUCGUUUACCGACGAGUACUUUCUGUACUGGGGCUGUACCCGCAACGGGUCACAGGUUUCGCCGAUGCUGUGGAUGCUAUCGCGCACCCAGGAACCGCUUGAUUUUCACCAGCUGAAACAGUUCAACCGUUUGCUGGAUCGUCGAAUGCGUCCGCACUACCAUCUACAGCCAUCGGACACAGGGCCGUCGAAGGGGAGACACCUGUUCCAUGUAAAUCCACGCACCCCGAUGGCGGUCGGUACGCUGAUGAUUGAACCACCGGCAAAGUUUGCCCACGCAAGAUGGAUCGUGGAUCGGCAGCCGGUUGAUUGGAGUUCGCCGGACGCUUGCCGUCAGUAUGUGGCGAUGGUGCGUGAGCAUUUGGCCAAAAAGCAGGCCGACCAGAUAGCGGACGAUGUCAUCAAGUGUUCGGAAAACUGAGCCCACCGCAAAUUCUAGCUAUUGAAUAGCUGAUGUAAAUCUUCAUGUGAUCGUGUCUAUUAAUUCUAGUAAACAACAAUUAACUAUCGGAAUAACGAACAGGACCAAUGCUUAAACUGCUUCUCAAAAUUUAUUUCCUACGCUUAUAAUAGAAGCGAUAAGAGCUGAGGACAUCCUCACGGACAACCUACUCUGGUUCCGAUGUAGAGAAAGUGUGUUUCAUUACUGGCCAAAUGGGUAAUUAUUUCAUAACUUCUGCAGACUGCUCUGGCCUUGCCCUUUACAUUGCCCAAAACAAUCACAUCUGCCCAUCCAAACCAAAGUCACGAAUCCGGCCAAGGUUCGGUCCAUUUCCCUGGACACGUUUCCCAGCAAAUUUUCAAAACUCAUCCCAUCGCUGCGUCACCUUCAAUCAAUGCAGUGUACUACAGCCAAGCACCUAAUCCUGGAUAAGCGGUGGACCCGCGACACCCUUGAACAACGGACGAAACCUUCACCAUCGAUUACCAUUCGAACGUUGCCCAGAAACUCGGAAAGCGCUCCUUUUCAGUGCUAAAAGGUGAAAUAAAUUCCAAAUCUGACAUUUCA